This is a messenger RNA of Xiphias gladius (swordfish), 1017 nucleotides long. Its product is annotated as coiled-coil domain-containing protein 92. The record is from RefSeq and is a predicted model, not a curated record. Lineage: Eukaryota; Metazoa; Chordata; Actinopteri; Istiophoriformes; Xiphiidae. The transcript has 4 exons. Bases 124 to 1017 code for a protein of 297 amino acids.
GGUCUUUUGUUUUCUCCAUCGCUGCAGCAUCAAGGACGGAGAUCUCAGGGCGAUACGAGGAUCCAUGAGAAACGCUUCGAGUGGGAUACUGCCUCGGUAUCACGGUCGUGUGGGGGUUCAGCCAUGGACGCCGGGAGGCUGGAGCAGCAGGUGGCCAGUGUGGAGAGAGGCAUCGCCUUCCUGAAGCAGGAGCACCUGGCCAUGCUGACGGGACUGCAGCUGGAGAUCACACACCUGAAGAGGCGUUGUCAUGAGCUAAGCUGUGAGCUGGACUCCGGGUUUCCCGACAGAAACACAGCAGAGGAGGAAGCAGAGCUGGCAGCACGCUGUGAGGCUGCAGAGCGUCUCCUAGAGGACCAGCAGUGCAUGAUGGUCGCCGUACGUGGGGAGCUGCGGGCCGGCAGGGCACGAACAUCGGCACUCGGUAGGAGCCUCCGGGAAGAAGAGCGGCGUUUCCUGGAAGAGCUCAAACGCCGCAGCCACAAGAUCACGCUGCUGAGUCGUGAGCUGCAACGCCAAAAUGUCACCACCACGACCCUCUGCCACGAGCUCCACACUGCACGCUUAAAACUGUUCCAGCAACGGCAGAGGACCGACUCUGCUGCAGAGAGAGAGGAGGAACCCAGAGGAAAGGAGGAAGAAGAAGGAGAGGAAGACGAGGAUGAAGAUGAGGAGGAUGAGGAUGAUGACGGGGGGGGCUCGGACUGGCUUCUGUCUCCACCUCCUCCGGCCUCGCCCAGCCGAGCAGAGGCGAGACACAGAAGGCGUGUCACGGCGAGAGAGGAGAGGGUCAGAGCUUGCGUCCCGCGGGAGCGAGUGAUGUCAGCGCAGAGGCCACACCCCAUGCCCGACCCUGCCCUCUUCCUGGUGCCGCUCAGAUACCGCCUCCUCCGCCUGAACCGGCCCGUCGGAACGCAGGAAGGAGACGGGAUGGAGGACGAGUGGGAGGAUAUAGAAGACAGCAGGGUACACAGGAGGGUGGACAUGGGGGCAGGAGAAGGAGAAACUGCUCUGUGA